Messenger RNA from Sphaeramia orbicularis (orbiculate cardinalfish), 3590 nucleotides. RefSeq names its product F-box and leucine-rich repeat protein 3, like (gene fbxl3l). The record is from RefSeq and is a predicted model, not a curated record. Lineage: Eukaryota; Metazoa; Chordata; Actinopteri; Kurtiformes; Apogonidae. Bases 422 to 1726 code for a protein of 434 amino acids. Gene Ontology annotation, molecular function: protein binding. The transcript is spliced from 5 exons. Gene Ontology annotation, cellular component: mitochondrion.
UGCGCUCGUGGGUCACGAAAAUAAAAGCGCGCAAAAAUAGAAAGAAACAUAAACUUGUUGAGUACACACACAUAAACCAGUGAAAUGCAUAUGUGUGCAGAUUGUGUUUAAUAAGGUGCAGAGUGACCGGGCAGCCCCUGUUCACAUGUGCCCUCUCGGGUUGAGCAUGCAUCACGGUGGUUGGAGAUGAGAUGCAGCUCAGCAGAUCCAUGUUUUCCUCCACUCACGUGUACCGGUUGCUCGGUUGCGCCCGUCAAGCUGUCUCUAAAGCCGUGAGGAGAGCUUAUUCCGGGAGCCUCUCCUGCUGUCCUACAUCAACAACAGCCAGCAUUUCUCCAGUCAUGGCUCCGAGUGAACACUGUUUUCUUCACCGACAGAGCAGAAAACACAGAAGACAGAUCAUGAUUUUACGCGGGUCACAAUGAAACGAGGAAGGACAGGUCUAAAGUCAAAGUGCCAAACCUUUCCCACCCACGAGGAGAGGACUAAGAGACUAAAACUAAACCAGGGGCCACCCAGUUUCACUCUGGGUCUCACGGAGGAUUGGGGUAACCUGCCUCACCAUGUCGUCCUGCAGAUCUUUCAGCAUCUGUCUCUCGUGGACCGAGCCAGGGCGUCCUCUGUGUGCAGACGCUGGAAUGACGUCUUUCACACUCCUGAUCUCUGGAGAAGGUUUGAGUUUGAGCUUAACCAGCCGGCCACAUCUUACCUGCGCUCCACUCACCCAGAUCUCAUCCAGCAGAUCAUUAAGAAGCACGCCCAGCACCUGCAGUACGUCAGCUUCAAGGUGGACAGCUGCACCGAAUCUGCAGAGGCGGCCUGUGACAUUCUCUCCCAGCUGGUGAACUGUACCAUUAAGACCCUGGGGCUGAUUUCCACAGCACGACCCAGCUUCAUGGACGUGUCUCAGGCUCACUUUGUGUCUGCACUGACAGUGGUGUUCGUCAACUCAAAGUCACUGUCCUCUAUCAAGAUUGAUGACACUCCAGUUGAUGACCCGUCCCUGAAGGUGCUGGUUGCCAACAACAGUGACACACUCAAGUUGCUGAAGAUGAGCAGCUGUCCUCAUGUCUCCCCAGCUGGUAUCCUCUGUGUGGCAGAUCAAUGCCAUGGACUCAGGGAGCUGGCGUUGAACUACCAUCUUCUGAGUGAUGAGCUCCUGCUCGCUCUCUCCUCUGAAAGACAUGUCCACUUGGAACACCUGCGUAUUGACGUGGUGAGUGAAAACCCCAGCCAGACCCACUUCCACACCAUCAAGAAGAGCAGCUGGGAGGCCUUGGUCCGACACUCACCUAAAGUCAACAUCGUCAUGUACUUCUUUCUCUAUGAGGAGGAGUUUGAGCCCUUUUUUCGUGAGGAGACCCCCGUCACACACCUGUACUUUGGCCGGGCAGUUAGUAAAGAGAUGCUGGGCCGCAUCGGACUGAACUGCCCCCGCCUGGUGGAGCUGGUGGUCUGCGCCAACGGCCUGGAGCCACUGGACGAGGAACUGAUCCGCAUCGCAGAACGCUGCAAAAGCUUGACGGCCAUCGGUCUAGGGGAGUGUGAGGUCACCUGCAGUGGCUUUGUGGAGUUUGUGAAGAUGUGUGGAGGCAGGCUGACUCAACUGUCAAUCAUGGAGGAGGUCCUGAUCCCAGACAGCACCUAUAACAUGGAGCAGAUCCACAGUGAGGUGUCAAAGCACCUCGGCCGCAUAUGGUUCCCUGAUAUGAUGCCCACCUGGUAAGGUAAGAGAAACCAGAGUGGAGGGUUGACAGAGCCAUAUGACCCUGUGUACGAUUACAGUAUUUGGAGUACAUGUUCUCUGAGGUACUUUAAGACAAUAUGUCAAAAAUUUUGACAGUUACUGUUGUUACUGAAUGAUAUGAAUAUCAAUCAUCAUCAUCAUCAGCUUUUAGAAGGGGAUUCAUUCCUAAAGAUUACAUGUGAAGCUAAUGUGCUUUUGUUCUACAAAUCAUUCUUGCUAUGCAUAGAUAUUGUUUUGUGGAAAUUUGGUCUGUAAUGAAAGAUUUUUGUGCAGUGCCACCAUGUACUCAUGCACUUGUUUAUAACAUGAUCUAAAUGUACCAUCACUCUGUUUCUUCAGUAUAUACGAUGGGUGCCAUCUUCUGGUUGAUCACUUUUCAAGCAUCUCUCAUCCUGCAAAAACUGAAUGUUUCAAAGAAAAUCCAUGUGAUCUCCAAAGUUACUUAUCAUUAAUUUGGAAGUAAAUUCCCAUAUCUGUUUCAGCUUCAGUCCAUGACUUCUAACAUUUUGCAGAGUACAGUUUGGCACACCUGCCUGGACUCAGUUGGUCAGACCAAUGUCAGAGAAAUCACCAACAAACGUGAGAUUAAUAUAGAACAAGAACAAGAGUUUCCAGUUCUGCCACACCUUCAUGUGAAAUACAAUGUGUCUUUUGUUUCUAGUCUAGUUUUGAUUGUUUGCAGACUUUUAUAUUUAUUGAAAACCUUUAAUUGACUUUCGCUUAAAUGUUGUUGAUUUACCUUAGUUUGAUUACCUUAAAUGUUGUUGUUACAGAUGGAUAUUUAGAUAUUCCAUGGCGUGGCAGUUUCAUGAUAUAUUUCUCGUCAAAAAAAACAAAAAGAAAACCAAAACUCACAGACUGGUUGGACAGGUCAGCCUGUCUUCAAACAAAAGCCAAUAAAGAGCAGAGUUUGUUGAGACUUUAAGGUUCUCUACUGUCCUCUCCCAAUAUUUAUUUAGGUGCUUGACAUUUCUUACUAUAUUUUUUGCUGUUUUUAUUGCAUCUGUUUAAGAUGUAUGUGUUAAAGUGCUGAUGAACGUCAAGUUCCACAGGUUGUGAUCAGAAAUUCAUAUGUGGAGGCAGUAUUCAUAUCUUUUACUUUUGUAAAGUUGAAGCACCACAGUGUGCAAAUACUUUUAAUGGUAAAGUAAUUAAUUCAGAACUUACUCAUGUAAAAGUACAAGGGUAUAGAAUGAAAAAUGCAAGUAAUGAACUAUUACAGGAUGAUGUAUAGUGUAUUACUUGAUUGAUUAUAAGUAGUGACACAUUAACCUUUUCGUGGUUUUGAUGGUAAUGAUGGGCCUCAUUUUGAUGUGUUUCAAGUGUUGGUGUAGUUAAGUAACUUAAUAUACUAUAAUACAUAAUAAUAUAUAAGACGACUUUUAUUUUUCAUAUUAAUAAUAUAAAUCAGAGAAUCAAAUAUUAACUCGAGUUAAUUUUAAGACAUGUAAUGGAGUAUUCAAAAUUGCACCAAGCAUAAUUAAUGUGCUUAAGAUGCUUUUAGAUGUAGUUUUUUAAUGAAUGUUCUCAGAAUGUUUAUUAAGGUUCAUAUUUGCUUCUUUGAUUCACAAAAUUGCCAAAUACAUUGUAUUUAGAGCUUGAUGUUAUUUUAAUAUCUUUUUAUUACUUUGUACACAUUUAUUUUGCACAAAACCAUUGUAAUACAUGUAAAUAAUUCCAUAGUAUCCAGUGCCACAUUGUGCCCCAUGAUGCACUGUAGUAAAAGCUAUAUAAUGUUACUCAUCAUAACUGAUUUUGAUGCAUGAGCAGCAGUGACACUGUAGUUGCGGUCUGUGGCUUGUUUUGCUCACGUAUGUACUUUAAUAAAAGGAGCUUUAAUUUA